Hemibagrus wyckioides is the source of this 1875-nucleotide messenger RNA. Its product is annotated as L-threonine ammonia-lyase. The transcript is spliced from 11 exons. Gene Ontology annotation, biological process: L-serine catabolic process; L-threonine catabolic process. NCBI's taxonomy places the organism in Eukaryota, Metazoa, Chordata, Actinopteri, Siluriformes, Bagridae. The record is from RefSeq and is a predicted model, not a curated record. Gene Ontology annotation, molecular function: L-serine ammonia-lyase activity; threonine deaminase activity. Bases 1 to 1617 code for a protein of 538 amino acids.
AUGAACUUUGCAGCACAGUUUUUCUUCACAAACUGUGUGGGGGAGAACUCACUACUAGCACGAAGGGGAUUCAGUGACAGUGAGGAGUAUGAUCCCUUCUGGCACAGUGAUGUUUGGCAUUUGAGCAGCAACAUAAAGAAGUGCUCAUCUAACAAUAGCGGAUGCCAGAAAGAUGGCAUCAUCAACAAUGGAGUCCUUACCCGUCGACCCACCCUCAUCUGCCCAGAGCGCCUCCGAGACUUUGGCGCUGAGGAGUACUUGAAUGGAGAAGUGAAACCCUUUAAGACCAAAGUAAUGGAAGCACCUCAGAUGCAAUUGAUGGUACCUCCUAAACCCACAAUCCAAAACAACAAGGACUUCAAGCCGGCACCCAAACCUCCUGCUGAGUACCUUGGCUUUGAGGACAUCAGUGCAGCAGCAUUAAAUAUCCAACAGUCAGGAAUUCAGAAGACCCCCUGCACAUACUCUAGACUAUCCAAAAUAUAUGGUAUGGAGAUUUAUCUGAAGAAAGAGUACCUCCACUAUACAGGUUCAGUAAAGGAGAGAGGAGUUCUGUAUCUGCUCUCCUCACUAAAACAGGAUCAGCAGAAGAAAGGUGUUAUUGUGGCCACUGACUGUAACUUCUCCAUGGCAGUGGCUCAUCAUGCAGUGGGGCUGAGUAUCCCAGUCUUUGUUAUAAUGCCUGCAUAUACUUCCCCACCACGGCUGCACAUGUACAGGGACUAUGGGGCCAUGGUUAUCUACUACGGCACCACGGCUCGGGACUCACAAAAUCAAGCUCGCCAUCUGGCCAAGGAAAAUGGUUACCUCUGCCUAGAGGAGGAUGAUGGUGUAGUGUACCUGGCAGGUCUGGGUACAGUAGGCAUGGAGCUUUAUGAGCAAGUGCCCAAGCUGGACGCAGUUAUUGUGCCUGCUGGGGGACAGAGCGGAGUGCUGGUUGGGACUGCAGCUGCCAUCAAACACCUAAACCCACGCAUCUCAGUCAUAGGUGUUGAGCCAGAGGAGUUUCCCCUUCUGCUACAGUCCCUCAAAACAGACACUCUUGCCAGUGAUUUCUCCCACACCACAAAUAAAAAGCUCUAUAGAGAUUUCAUGAUGCAGCACUCUUUGGGAGCACAUACUUUGCAAAUGGCCAAGAAAAUGGUGGAUAAAGUGAUCUCUGUUAGAGAGAAGGACAAUUUGGUGGCCAUGCUGAGGAUGCAGGAAUAUGAGCACACUACUGUAGAUACUGAAGGAGCCAUGGGGCUAGCAGCCAUAUUGGCUGGUCAGCUUCCAGAGCUAAAGGGUAAAAGAGUAGCAGUGGUAGUUUCCAGUGCUAACAUGGAGCUGGAACUGGUGAGGGAGUGUGUAGACAGAGCUCUGGUGCUGGACAACCGUAUGAGCCACUUCAGUAUUCAGCUGGGAGAUGGACCAGGAGACAUGGCUAAACUGCUGACUAUACUGGCUAGAGAAGACGUCAGGCUGUUGGAUAUUUGCCACAGGAGAUACAGUGAUAGGGUGGAUCUCUUCAAAGUACAGGUGGAGUGUGUUGUGGAGCUGAGGGAUAAGAGUCAGAACUGCCAUCUACGCAGGACACUGUCUGAUCUCUACCCUACACUGCGUUGGCUGGAUCGGUGAACUUGUCAUAAUAAGUGCUGCUCUAAUCAUGCAUACACAAACUCACACAGAAACACACAUCAUCAAUAACUUUUCCAGACCAAAACACACAUCAAUAGCUCCUAUAGACAAAACCUAAACACAACUCAGGCACAACAAAGACAUAAAUGCACACACAUAUCAUAAACAUCACAAACAUCCACAUUCACACUGAGUCAGUGUUAGUGUGAAUUUCUUCAUGUUUAAUAGAUAUGUAUUAAAGUAGGUGAGCUAAUUAGU